Exophiala bonariae is the source of this 480-nucleotide messenger RNA. RefSeq lists its product as uncharacterized. Bases 1 to 480 code for a protein of 159 amino acids. Lineage: Eukaryota; Fungi; Ascomycota; Eurotiomycetes; Chaetothyriales; Herpotrichiellaceae. The transcript has a single exon. The record is from RefSeq and is a predicted model, not a curated record.
AUGCAACGGAUGAUUUCAAAGUCGAACAUCACGGUGGCCUCUCCAGAUGAUCUUGCCGACCUUGCAAGGCUCCAAGAAGAGUUGGAAACGGCCCGCCAAUGCAUGAACAUAUGCACCAAAGCAGAUAGCGACUUGAAGGAGAAUGUCAGUGUGGUUGAAAAUUAUGCCACAGGCGAUGCCAUUCAGUUCAUGGUCUCGACGGACGGUAAGACGAUUCAUGGUAUGAAUCGAGGAUUGGGAUGGAGGACGAGGCAAAUUGGAGGAUAUCUUAGUGAUGCCACUGUGGUACAGCUCUCACAGGAUAUGUCAAGGAUCAAUGUUCAAGGCCUCCGGAGUUCUGGUGAAUUCCCGCAAAGCAGCUCAGAGAGUGAUGCUGUUCCUGGGAAUUGGCAGCGACAUGGGCCUGGUUUUCGACUUCGCGCAAAGCCUAUUCCAGAUGGUGUUCCGCCGGUUUCAGACUCGGCGAAAUCGAUGCAGUAA